Messenger RNA from Rotaria sordida, 615 nucleotides. The record is from the annotation of a GenBank genome assembly. NCBI's taxonomy places the organism in Eukaryota, Metazoa, Rotifera, Eurotatoria, Philodinida, Philodinidae.
AUGUUAUCAAUGCAAACUUUCAUUAUAUUUCUAAUUAUUUUUUUGCAUAUAUCAAAAUAUUGUUGUGAAUAUUCAUCAUGCAGAACAAAUUGUUCACAUAAUGGUACUGAUGAUGAUAAUGAAUGUUGGCGUCAAGCAUUAGUUUAUCGUUCAUCAGAAUUAAUUCAACGAAUUUUUUCAUUUAGUAGUCUAUCUGUUUAUGUUGAUACAUUUCAACGACAUCAUUCAGAAGAAUUAAAUGAUACAAUCAAAUUUAUUGAUCAAUCAUUAGAAGAUAAUUUAUUAAAUGAAUCAUUUGAUGCUAAACUAAACAUAAGUUUAUUUACAGAAACAAAACAAAUUCUUCUUAAUUUCAGUCAAAAUUUAACAUCAAUUCCAAUUAAAUCACCUAAUCAAUUUCCAUCAUUAUCAUGUACAAUGUUUACAUGUUCAUCAGACAUACGUAAUUAUAUGGUGCUCUUCAUAAUUAGUAGUGCUGUAGCUAGCUUAACACUAAUCAUUUGUAUUGUGCAAUCUAUUCAAACACGUCGUAAAUCAAAUCCUAUAGUAAUUGUUCAACAGAAUCUUCUUAUAAAUUCUCCUUCAACUCUCAUGACUAGUGCUAAUACUGAUUAG